CUUGAGGCCGGAUUGCAGGGAAGCUAUACCAGGAUAAAAAGAAGGGCGAGAUUGAGAAGGCUCUUGAAGCAGAUAAGAAAGUUGGCAAAUAUCCCGUGAGCAUACAACCACCGAGUCGCUAAAAAAGCAGUGAAUGGUGGAAGGAUCCGUGAAUGUAUUCUACUCUGGAGUUUACAUCUGGUGCUAUUUAAGAAGUUGAAUGCGAGGAAUCUCACAUGAUAACCAUCAUUUAAGUUCUAAAAGCGGCGUAUUUAAAAAGUCUGCUUCGCUUCACGGAUAUAAUCAUGAGGUCGAAAGCAAAAGGGCGGAAAAAAAAAGCUCAGUGUUCUUUAAUUUGGCGACGCAAAGAAACACAUUAGUGCCUUAGGCUUCACGGUUUUCACACGCUAUUCUCAAACUCUCUUCCAAAAGGAGGGAAACGAAUCCUCCCUUUACAUUGACGAAGGGAGGAACAGAACAUGGUAGUAAGCUGCACACUGACAUGGCUGCUAGUAGUAGCAAAGACUCAACAGAGGGUGCUCAUCCCACUAAAAUCAAAGGAGUGCCCACACAUGGUGGUCGCUAUGUUCAAUACAAUGUGUAUGGUAACUUGUUCGAGGUCUCCAGUAAGUACGUGCCUCCCAUUCGCCCCAUCGGUCGCGGCUCUAUCGGCAUUGUUUGUGCUGCUAUGAAUUCAGAGACACGCGAGGAAGUUGCCAUUAAGAAGAUUGGAAAUGCAUUUGACAACAAAAUAGAUGCCAAAAGAACAUUGAGAGAAAUCAAGCUUCUUCGCCACAUGGAUCAUGAAAAUGUUAUUGCUAUCAGGGAUAUUAUACGACCACCAAAAAAGGAGGCUUUCAAUGAUGUGUAUAUUGUUUAUGAAUUAAUGGACACUAAUCUUCAUCACUUUAUUCAUUCAGAUCAGCCGCUGACUUGCGACCACUGCCAGUACUUCUUGUAUCAGUUGUUACGAGGACUGAAAUAUGUGCAUUCGGCCAAUGUCCUGCAUCGUGAUCUUAAGCCCAGCAAUUUGCUUCUCAAUGCAAAUUGUAGUCUCAAAAUUGGAGACUUUGGAUUGGCAAGGACAACAUCUGACACAGAUUUCACAACUGAGUAUGUUGUCACUCGUUGGUACCGAGCACCAGAGUUGCUCCUUAAUUGUUCUGAGUACACUGCAGCAAUUGAUAUUUGGUCUGUCGGUUGCAUCCUUGGUGAAAUUAUGACCAGAGAGCCUUUGUUUCCUGGAAAAGAUUAUGUUCAUCAGCUGAGGCUUAUCACUGAGUUAAUAGGUUCACCUGAUGAUGCUAGCCUUGGAUUUCUCCGAAGUGAUAAUGCUCGAAGAUAUUUUAGACAGCUUCCAAAAUACAAAAAGCAGAACUUCUCAGUGAGGUUUCCUAAUGUGUCUCCUGGAGCUGCUGAUCUGCUGGAAAAGAUGCUUGUUUUUGAUCCCAAUAAGCGCAUUACAGUUGAUGAGGCACUUUGUCACCCAUACUUGUCAUCUCUUCAUGACAUCAACAACGAGCCUGUCUGUCCCAGGCCUUUCCAUUUUGAUUUUGAUCACCCAUCAUGUACUGAAGAGCACAUCAAGGAGCUCAUCUGGAGGGAAUCAGUGAAGUUCAAUCCGGAUCCUCCAGCUUAUUAGGAGGAACACAUUGGGAAGAGGGAUAAUAUCUUUCCCUUGACCACACUAUUGUCUAUCAGCAUUUCCUGGGAGUACCUGAACCUCGCAUUCGUAGACUAUGAAACGUGAAGUUCAAGGGCUAUGGGUGCUUCUAGUUUUAUCCAUUAAGUGCAUAUCUUCUGUAAGUAGUAGUACUAGUUGGGAGUUUUAGGGGUAGGAGCAUAUGAAAGAUUGAGGCAUUAAGCAUGUUGUGUUGCUCAUGGAUCUGAUUUCUAUUUGCCAUAUCUAUAAUAUCUAUUUAUCUAUAUAUAAUAAGGCUGGUCUCAAUAAAUUUUGACACUUGAUGGUUUAUAUCAUCAACAGGUGACUUUCUGAUAUUUUCUAAUAAAUUUGUCUAAACUAUCCUCUUUUA
Molecule: messenger RNA, 2012 nt
Organism: Manihot esculenta (cassava)
Lineage: Eukaryota; Viridiplantae; Streptophyta; Magnoliopsida; Malpighiales; Euphorbiaceae
Product: mitogen-activated protein kinase homolog MMK2
Exons: 6
Coding region: 482-1621 (379 amino acids)
Biological process (GO): protein phosphorylation; intracellular signal transduction
Cellular component (GO): cytoplasm; nucleus
Molecular function (GO): ATP binding; MAP kinase activity
Source: RefSeq, a predicted model, not a curated record